AGAGGUCGCCAGGAGUACAAUACACACGUCUUAUAAGACUUUCAUUCACUUCUCCGGAUUUCUUCCUGACUUUCUUCCUCGAAAUUCCAGAUUCCUUCGUCCAAAGAUCAACAAUGCAGACAAUAAUGGCCAUGAAUACAGUAUCACACCUUCCGGUCAUCCCGGCAAUCACCAAAGUAUCCAAGAGUGUCAUUAGGAUUCUAGGAUGUAACCCAGGGAAGAUGACUCUUCAGGGGACAAACACUUAUCUCAUUGGAACUGGAAGGAAGCGUCUCCUCCUGGAUGCUGGAGAACCGGAUAAACCAAAAUUCAUUGAGCACCUCAGGCAGGUGCUGAAAGAUGAAAAUGUAGCCAUUGAGAAUAUUCUCAUAACGCACUGGCACAAUGAUCACAUUGGUGGCGUAAAAGACGUCCUGGCCAUUGAGGAGGCAAAAGGAUGCAAAGUAUGGAAGUUCCCACGCACAGAUGCAGACGAUCACUACCCGGAUCUCCCCACGGAUCUCCACCCCUUGCGCGAUGGGCAGAAGUUUGCCGUUGAGGGGGCAACAAUUGAGGUUGUUCACACCCCAGGGCACACAACGGAUCACAUUGUUGUCACGCACGAAGAAUCCGGGGCGCUAUUCAGUGGUGACUGUAUUUUGGGGGAUUCAACGACGGUAUUUGAGGAUUUGUACGAAUACAUGCGUAGCCUGCAGAAGAUCCUUCAACUGGAGCCAACGGUGAUCUAUCCAGCACACGGGAGUAUAAUUGAGAAUCCCAAUGAGAGGAUUAAGUACUACAUAAUGCACAGAAAUAAGCGCGAAGAGGCCAUUUGUGAGCUUCUCAAGGGGCACAAAGAGCACCCAUUCACGGAUCUGGACAUCGUGAAGGCCAUCUACAAGGAUACACCGACUGAGAUGUGGCCAGUAGCGGCGUACAAUGUCAAUCACCAUCUCCGGAAGCUCGCCAAGGAAGGGAAAGUCAUCGAAAGUACUGCUGAUGAUAAAACUGUGUGGAAAUUCAACGAUGCACGAUCUGUUCUUUAAGAUUCUCCUCAUUUAUGGACAUAUUUUCUUCUUGUGGGAAAAGGGUGUGUGCCUCUUGGAAGGCUCUUGAGGCAAUUUUAUUUGGUAAUAGAUUGGGAGAAUGUUUAGUUAAAUUUUUUGUAUUAUACGUAAAAUAAAAGGAAAAAAGACUAAUUUUAAAAGAAUUAAAAA
Lutzomyia longipalpis is the source of this 1196-nucleotide messenger RNA. RefSeq names its product beta-lactamase-like protein 2 homolog. The coding region runs from base 114 to 1025 and encodes 303 amino acids. The transcript has 3 exons. Gene Ontology annotation, cellular component: mitochondrial matrix. The record is from RefSeq and is a predicted model, not a curated record. Gene Ontology annotation, molecular function: single-stranded RNA binding; RNA endonuclease activity. Lineage: Eukaryota; Metazoa; Arthropoda; Insecta; Diptera; Psychodidae.